This is a messenger RNA of Exophiala viscosa, 2060 nucleotides long. Its product is annotated as beta-lactamase family protein. The transcript has a single exon. The record is from RefSeq and is a predicted model, not a curated record. The coding region runs from base 159 to 1904 and encodes 581 amino acids. NCBI's taxonomy places the organism in Eukaryota, Fungi, Ascomycota, Eurotiomycetes, Chaetothyriales, Herpotrichiellaceae.
AGCUCAACCUUACUAAUGCCUCAAAGACGCUCCUGCCUCUAAGAAUUGGUUGUCACCAGAUGUGAAGCCUGAGGCCGACUUUUAAGGAAGAAGAUCCUCGGACACAAUUACAAACCCAAACAGCAGGAUUGAAAGCUGCCGCUACCUUAACCAUCGCGAUGAAACAGUCAGUUGGAGCAUGCACCUUUUGGGUGCUGCUCACCCUCGUCUCCAUCGUCGCUGCCACUUGUCACUAUCACUCUCCAGCCUUUCCAGCACCCGAUUAUGGUAAAGAAAGUCCAGAGCUUGAGCAAGCCUUCCGCAAAAUCGAGUCAACCAUUUCGGAAGUUGCGAGUCAAGCCAAGUUCGACAAGUCCUCCUACUCGAUCGAAGUCACUUCGUCAGACGCGACGCUCUGGUCCAGCUUCCAUACGGCAACGGAGAAGGACAUUGAGCGACCAGGAGCUGAGCAGAUCAACGGCAGUAGCGGCUACCGCAUUGCAAGCAUAACCAAGGUCUUCACCGUCCUCGGCAUACUCAAGCAGCAUGCUGCCGGGAACCUUAGCUUGGACGACACCAUCGAUCAAUACGUGUCAGGGUUGAAAGGUCAUCAGUCUGGGGAUUUACCUUGGAAGGACAUCACGUUGAGAUCCCUGGCCAGUCAACUUAGUGGCAUUCCAAGGGACUGGGCACAAGGAGAUCUUGUCAACGAGCUAAAGGACCCUUCUGUCUUCGGUCUUCCUCCAAUCACGACCUCUCAUCUGCCAAAGUGUGACUCUUAUGGGGAGUACGUACCUUGCACCGAAGAUGAAAUGCUGGAAACCAUCCGCGCAAAACAUCCGUUGUUUGCCCCAAAUUACAAGUCGACGUACUCCAACAUCGCAUUCGAGCUGUUGGGCCUGGUCCUCUCCAAUGUCACUGGUCUUCGGUAUGAAAAGUACAUACAGCAAUCCAUCUUGGACCCUCUCGGAAUGAACCAUACGAGUUUUGAGAAACCAUCCGACGAAGUGGCUGUGUUACCCAAGAAUAUAAGUUGGUAUUGGGAUGUUGACGAAGGUGUCCAAAAUCCCACUGGUGGUCUGUACGCCACGUCCUCGGAUCUGUCCAAGUUCCUACGAUACGUCUUGACCCAUUUCAAUGGGAUCACGCCGGCACUCAAUUGGCUGAACCCAGUUUCGUUCGCUACGAGCGUGUACUCUUAUUACGGCACGCCGUGGGAGAUCUUCCGGACAGAUAAGCUACUGAGCGGAAGCCACCGCCCCGUCACUUUUGUUACAAAGGGUGGCGGUCUUCCCGGAUACCGAACAAUCAUCAUGAUAGUUCCAGAGUUCGAACUUGGUAUCACCAUAUUGACAGGAGGAGACACAGACUUGCUGGACUCCCUUCAAGAAAUCGUGUCUGUCUCACUAAUUCAAGCCGCCGACAAGCUCGUCAAGCGUCAAAUCGAGGAGACCCGGACCUCACUCUACAAGGCUUCACAUAUCAACUCUUCACUGGAACUCGCAUAUACUGAGGAGCAAGGUCUGGCAGUUACCAAGUGGAUAUCCAAUGGGACGGACAUGCUUUCGGUUAUUCCUAUUCAGUUCCAGGUUCCUACACCUGGUUUUCAUCUCCAGCUUGUGCCCACGCUCCUCUACCGGGAUCAAAAGCAUCUCUACGGCGAAAUUUGGCGCAUAGCUCUUGUUCUGGACAUGCCGGCCUCAGAGAAUCCUCUCACGAAGGACAUUCCAGUUUGGGAUGACUCCUGCAUAACUGACCUUGAUACUAUGAUGUAUGCCGGGAAGCCUCUAAACGAAGUCGUAUUCUUGGAUAAGGCCCAAGAUGGAAGCUAUGAGACAAUCGAGUUAUCAGCGUUUCGUGUGACGCUGACGCGCGAAGCCAACGGCCAAUUGCAACACGACUUUUUAAACACGCAAGAGCUGUAGUAUGCAAAGCCGAGAGUCUUAGAGACUGCAUCAGCGGUUGGAUGGUGGCCGCUGGAGAGCCAGGAGUCACAACUCCCGCCCUGGCCUCUGAGUGCCACAUCGGCUGAAACACGCUGUUGACUCCUGUCAGGGCCGACUCUGUUGAAACUAGUGCUU